Canariomyces notabilis is the source of this 2679-nucleotide messenger RNA. RefSeq lists its product as uncharacterized. The record is from RefSeq and is a predicted model, not a curated record. The transcript has a single exon. Lineage: Eukaryota; Fungi; Ascomycota; Sordariomycetes; Sordariales; Chaetomiaceae. Bases 266 to 2227 code for a protein of 653 amino acids.
UCGAGCUCCGCUCUUUGUGAGUCGCGCUCCACGAAUUUCCCAACGCGAACUCUACUCUCCGCAUCUCGAAGGCCCCAAGAGCAAGGUCGAAACCAUCCUAAUAUACACGACUGCAACCAUUAAAUUGAAUUGCAAUUCCCGCUAAGCAGAUCUCUUCCUGGAAGCUGUUCAAUCCGAAUCCCUCAACAUUGAGUUUGAUCCUUUCAUGAUAUCUUAGCCAAGGCACACGACGGUAAUUUACAUACCUCUCGACGCGUUUGCCGUUAUGGAGCAGCCAACCGAUUCGGUGGUCUGGUCUCCUCCUAAGCUUGUUGAUAAAGCGAAAAUCAAGCGGCUUUAUUUUCAGCGUCGCUCAAGCCAACGUAAAUCGUUGGACCGCCGGGAUGCUUGGACUCCAAUAAAUGGCAUCCCAAAUAUACCGCCGGAGAUCCUGGAAGAUGCGAGGAAGCGCAAUCUGGAAAGGUCCCAGCUCACUCCCCAAACUGAGGGAAAAGGGUCCUUCCGAGCUUCAUCUCCGGCGCCACAUGGCGACAAGGAAAGCGCGCCUGAUAACCCCGCCUCCGAAGCAGACCGAGAAAGUGAUGCAGAAGAAGAGGACUCGGGACCAGGAACGCAAAUUUCAUGGCCGUCAUCGCCUUCACAGCAUUACAGGCGUCCUAGCCCGCCAGGGGAGGUUGCUAGUCUAUCCUUGCCAACGAAAGCACCUUCCCGUCCUAGGUCCACAGCUGUAUCUCGGUUUGCGUACAUGAACAACUGUCCCUCGAGCAGUACUCCCUGCUCCGACAUAGAACUAGAGGUCGAAGUACCUGGAGCCGUUACAGACAUCCUGGAGCCAGUCAACUCAGAGACGGCCACUGUCCUUGAGCCCACCCCACCUUCGGCCCAGAUUAUACCAUGUAGCUUGACUGGUCAGACCAGCCCGGUGCGGACUCCUGGAGCGAAGCGUCGCCGACUCAUGAAGCGCCCUGCUGGACUGUUUCAGACCCCGGGGCUUGUUGGUCGGAGGCCGGCUGCUGGGCCACCAGCUAUCGGAGCUGACAAGACUGACACAUUCCUGCGGUCUCAAUCGCCGAGCCCGAUCAUCGCCUCAACACCUCCGGUUGUCAAAACCCCGUUGCCGCUACCUGUGAAAGAGGGACACUCGCUCGCGGCAAAGAACAAGUUAGAUGCUAGUGCGGCCGUCGCACGGAACACCGCUCCCCAGGUCUCUAAGUACUCUCAAGGCGAGCUUCUGCUGAACAGUGCUUCUUCGCAGGAUCCCUUCGCCGCAUUCAAGGCCGCAUAUCCGGAGUACGACGGAGACCUGCACGAUUACGUCCGGGGGAUCAUGUGUAUUUCUCGACUUGGCAAGAAGAGGGCUCUCUCCCCUUUCUUGUACGACGACUUUCUUCGCGUAUUCUCUGGUGACUAUAUAGAUUAUGUCGCUAGUCUGAAUGGCGAAGAACGCGCGCUUACCGCCAUCCAAUGGUACAACGAGAAUGUGCCGAGGCCUCUCUACACCAAAGAAAUUCUCAGCGUGGGUAAGAUCGGAGACAUCCUGGAUCACUAUGCAGACCAAGUCAGAGUCAUCCAGCAGAGUCUUGAGAUGUUCACUGAGAUCGUUGAGGCUUGGGGGUAUCCCACGACAUCAAGAGAGAGACAACGCCAACAUUCUGCUGGCCAUUAUACAUCAGAGUCGUCAUCUGCAACUUUCAAAUCUGAAAUCCGCCACGCCCGGACAUCUUCUGACACGACUCGGGUAGCCGAAGUAUCGCGGCCACUGGAAGAUCAAUACACGACAGCCGAUGAUAAUCUGUCAAGACUCGCUCCUGCUAGGCUAUCAGACAGGGCGGUUCCCAGGUCUAUCAACACGAGAAAGAAUACAGAGCCCGUACUUAGCUCGCCGCAGAACCAGGCUAGGUUCCCAUCGUCGACAAUCGAGCAGACUCGAGCUCCGCGGAUACCAGAAACCAGAACAUUCGGUCGUGUGGAAUCCCCAUGGCUGGCCAGCGGCAUGCCCAGCGCUACGCUCACCCAAACAAGCAAUCCGGAAAGCAUAGCCGAACCAACACGCAAGCGCAGGUUAAAACUUUCUGAUCAACCUGGCGCAACCUUUAAGAAGCCGAAAAAGGCCAAGAAGGAUCUGGCAAUGCGGGAUGAAGAUACCCGGAUCAAGAACUUCCUCACCAGGCACAAGAUUGCCCAGAGCUCUGCGCCUAGGAGCUCUGCAGCAUCAAAAGACAUAUAGAGGGUUGGAAGGAAUGUUAGUUUCGGUGUAGCGUUAGUGCUGGAACAGACUGCGAGAUGGAAGCCACGGUCUGUGAAGAGGGCAGCGGAAGAAGAGGAUUGCUUCCGGAUGACUAGAGAGCGGAGUAAUGAGAAAACUGAAGGAUAAUUAGCACCUUACUGUUACAUUGCACUGCUUGCUCCAAUCAAAGGGUAUCCCAUUCAAUCCGCAAACUUUCGGCCGUCCCGACAGCCUUCCUCAAGGCAGCGAGGCUCAUUCGGCACCAGCCUCUUGGGCGCGCCGCUGUUCCUCCUCUUGGGGUGUCAUGGUGCGCAACUGCAGCGCAUGGAUCCCACCCUCUCGGGCCAGUUCAUCUUUGAGUAGGGAAUAGACAAGACGGUGGCGCGCUGGCUGCAUCUUUGACUGGAAGGCCUCUGACGUGAUGACUAGCCGGAAGUGCGUCUCUUUUGACG